Molecule: messenger RNA, 1089 nt
Organism: Colletotrichum chrysophilum
Lineage: Eukaryota; Fungi; Ascomycota; Sordariomycetes; Glomerellales; Glomerellaceae
Exons: 5
Coding region: 1-1089 (362 amino acids)
Biological process (GO): lactate catabolic process
Cellular component (GO): mitochondrion
Molecular function (GO): FAD binding; D-lactate dehydrogenase (cytochrome) activity; D-lactate dehydrogenase (NAD+) activity
Source: RefSeq, a predicted model, not a curated record
AUGGACGUAGUUGUCCAACCAGGCGUCAACUGGGUUGACCUCAACAAAUCCAUCGAGGAGUCUGGCCUUUUCUUGCCAUUGGAUCCCUCGCCUACCGCGAUGAUCGGGGGCAUGGUCUCUACCAACUGCAGCGGUACCAACGCGUUCCGCUACGGAACCAUGAAGGACUGGGUCCUGAAUCUGACUGUCGUCCUCGCUGAUGGCCGCGUGAUCAAGACCAGAAAGCGUCCGAGGAAGAACUCUGCCGGGUACAAUCUUACAUCUCUGUUUGUUGGGGCCGAAGGUACUCUCGGCCUCGUCACGGAGAUCACGCUGAAAUUAGCAGUUGUACCGGAGGACACGAGCGUUGCCGUGGUCUCGUUCCCGACCAUUGGCGAGGCGGCCAAGGCGGCGACGAAGUUAAUUCGUUCUGGGAUCCAGCUCGGUGCGUUGGAGUUUAUGGACGAGGUUCAGAUGCAGGUUAUCAACCGACACGGAAGCGAGGCUGUGCGCAAAACGGCUUGGGAUGAGAGUCCUACUUUGUUUCUCAAGUUCGCGGGGACAACCGAGGGCAUCAAGGCAGAUGUUGCGAAGGUGAAGCGUAUCGUAGACCCCUUCAAGCCCGGAAAGAUUUUCUUCGCGCGUAAUAAGCAGGAGGAGGCAGAUCUGUGGGCUGCACGAAAGGAGGCCCUUUGGACGAUGACCUCCAUCAAGCCAGAUGGAUAUGCAAUGUGGUCUACAGACGUGGCUGUGCCCAUCUCCAGGCUAGCCGAGAUCAUUGCCCAAUCCAAGGAGGACUCCGGAGAUCUUGGUCUUUUUGCCAGCGUUAUCGGCCACGUUGGUGACGGCAACUUCCACCAAGCGGUGAUGUAUGAUCCUAAAAAUACUCAACAUAAGGAGGGAGUUUCUCGGUGCGUCCACAAUAUGAUGAAUCGCGCUCUUGAGAUGGAAGGCACGAUUUCGGAUUGUCUUGAGGACGAGCUUGGCGUCGACACGAUUGGCUUGAUGAAAAACAUCAAGCAAUCUUUUGAUCCUGCUUGGAUCAUGAACCCAGGCAAGGUCUUCGACCUACCGCCCAAAUCCACGGCCAAGGCUGUCGACGUCGAGUAA